AUGGAGCCAUUUGCAUUGAAGGCUUUGCUUUUAUGUUUUAUACUCAAUACUUGUCAUGUUAUUUCAAUUCCGAUUCAAGCUGACGAUUCCUCCGUUUGCCAGCAGCUACUACCGACACUGUCAAGGAAUACGGAGCUCUAUGACUGUGACGCUCUUUGCGAAGGAAACACCGCAAACGAUCGAACAACAUGGUGCUGUCGAGAUAUUUUCACGGACUACGAAUCGGAUUGGCCGGAUACAGGUGUUACGCGCGAGUACUGGUUCGAAGUUGACAAUCGCGUACUCGAGCCUGAUGGUCAUCCCAGAGCAGCCCUUGCUGUUAAUGGGAGCACUGGUAUUCCUGGGCCAACAAUAUAUGCUGACUGGGGUGAUAUGAUCGUCGUGCAUGUGUUUAACAAUCAAUCUUUCAAAGAGAAUUUCGAAAAUUCCGGCCUGGCAAUACAUUGGCACGGCAUUAAUCAAUGGGAAACAAAUGCCCAUGAUGGGGUAUCGGCAGUAACACAGUGCACUAUUCGCCCUCAGAGCAACAUGACUUAUAAAUGGCGGGCUACGCAAUAUGGAACCGCAUGGUACCACGCACAUACCAGCUUGAAGGCCUGGGAUGGGGUAUUUGGUGGUAUAGUCAUUAACGGACCAUCAAGCGCUAAUUACGAUGAAGAUAAAGGCGUUUUAUUCUUGAACGAUUGGUCUCAUCAUACCCCUGAGGAGGUUUUUCAUACCGUUCAGUUAUUUGGCCCUCAAGUCUUGGCAAAUGGACUCCUGAAUGGAACGAAUAUUUGGUCACCCACAGAGGAUUCAUACGUAUGUCUCUUGGAAAAGAAUCACUCUCCUGACAGCUGCUUCUUCAAAAGAAGUGGUAUCUCACCCAAUAGAACUCUUGGACGACGUUUUUCGAUGGAAGUAGAGAGUGGGAAAACCUAUCGCAUACGGCUUAUAAACGCUGCUAUCGAUAACAAUUUCAUAUUCACGAUUGAAGGCCACAACAUCACCGUCAUUGCAAUGGACUUGGUUCCAAUCUGUCCUUUUACUACACAUUCAGUGAAGAUUCAAAUGGGGCAGCGAUAUGAUAUCGUUUUUACGGCAAAUAGCACUGACGAUGGUCCAUUUUGGAUUAGAGCAACUCCUAAUAGUGGCUGCGGCCAUAUAUGGAACAAGGAAACCGUAUUAGGGAUUCUCUUCUACGGAGAUCGCGACGACACGACACCCGAAACUCUCGAAGACCCACCUGUGGGGGUUUGCGAAGACGAGUCCAUGGAUUUGCUAUCUCCAGUAGUCCAGAAAGAUGUUCCGCCGAUUCCACCCUACGCGCCAUUCCUCCCAAAUCCAACCAAUUGCUCAGCUGAAUCAGCUUGUCCCGCCGCAGCAUUUCUUAUUAGCACGACAGUCAAUGGCCCCAACACUUCUGCCAUUUUUAAAUGGCAUAUCAAUGGCCAGAGCAUGCGUUCUUCCUGGACGCAUCCCACUAUUUUAAACAUUAAAGGGAAUUAUUCGUACGAGGAAGCAAACCUAUUUGAAGUUCCAGAGAGUCAAGAGUGGGUUUAUCUACUAAUUAACAACACAAACCCGGAUCCGAAAGCAGCACAGGCUUCCAUCGAUCAUCCAGUGCACCUUCAUGGCCACGACUUCUAUAUUCUAUAUCAGGGAAAUACGACGUGGAGCUCAAGCAUGGUCAAGCUCAAAAAUCCUCCACGUCGUGAUACGGCUUUACUAUACGGCGCUGGAGGAUACUUGUUGCUUGCAUGGAAAGCCAAUAAUCCCGGAGUAUGGCUAAUGCACUGUCACACCGGCUUCCAUACUGCUAUGGGUUUUGAUUUGCAAUUCCUUGAAAAAAGGCAAAAGUUACUGGAGACAUUUGACUGGGAACUUGAAAAUGGAACGUGCAAUGAAUGGUACGGAAAUCCGGUCCCCUUUAACCCUCUUCAGUCUGCGGGUUAUGAAGCGGCGGGUGUUUGA
Penicillium manginii is the source of this 1953-nucleotide messenger RNA. RefSeq lists its product as uncharacterized. The record is from RefSeq and is a predicted model, not a curated record. Gene Ontology annotation, molecular function: oxidoreductase activity; copper ion binding. Bases 1 to 1953 code for a protein of 650 amino acids. NCBI's taxonomy places the organism in Eukaryota, Fungi, Ascomycota, Eurotiomycetes, Eurotiales, Aspergillaceae. The transcript is spliced from 2 exons.